UCGGGAGGAGGAGGGCUCUAGGUCUGGGAGGAGAUUCUGGAGGAUCGGGAUCGGAUCCAGCAGCGAUGUUGUCGGACAAAGUCCUGAAGAUCCAGAUAUUGAUAUUAAUUCUUUUGGGGAUUAAACUGUAAUCGGAUUAAUUUUGAAGUGAACUCUGCUGGAUUAUAAAACUGGAUGUUUGUGGAAUCUAAACAGAGGAAUAGAAGUGUAAACACUAACAGUAUAUCUCUAUGUAACUGUUUCUGCAUUCUUCACUACAGGAGUCCUGAACCACAUCACCUCCUCCGGUCACAUCUCCGGCAGCCUCCUCCGCCCCCAGACUGACCCUGGAAAUAACAUCUCCCCAAAACAUAAAAGUCUGGGCAGGAAAUUAAUAGCAGUUGUUCCGUCUCCACCGACCCAGAGGAAGUAAUAUCACACUGAGGAUUUAUUCUAAAGUCUGCAUCUGGAGCUGUUUCCUCUCCUGAGUGGAGAGAGUCUCACCUGAGGCAGGUCUCACCUGAGGCAGGUCUCCGUGUCUCCGGCGCUCAGCAUGAAGCUCUGAGGAGGAUUUAAAUAAAGCUGGUUCAAACAGGAGAAAGAGGAGGAGGAGGAAGAGGAGGAAGAGGAGGAUGGGGAAGGAGCAGGACCUGCUGCAGGCAGUGAAGAGUGGAGACCUGCUGUCCACUCAGAAGCUGCUGUCCAAACUCAAAGCCAACAGGAACAAGUUACUGGGCUCCACCAAGAGACUGAAUGUGAACUACCAGGACUCAGACGGGUUCUCGGCGCUGCACCACGCCGCCCUCACCGGGACCACGGAGCUGCUGUCGGCACUGCUGGAGGCUCAGGCCACCGUGGACGUCAAGGACAGCAACGGGAUGCGUCCGCUGCAUUACGCAGCCUGGCAGGGGAAAGCUGACUCGGUCCUGAUGCUGCUUCGCUCCGGAGCGUCUGUGAACGGCGUUUCUCUGGACGGACACAUCCCGCUGCAUCUGGCGGCUCAGUACGGACACUACCAGGUUGUGAGUACACCUCCACUCCGUCAUGACUCAUAACACUCUAACCCUAACCCUCUAACCCUAACCCUAUAACCCUAACCCUAUAACCCUAUAACCCUAACCCUAUAACCCUAACCCUAUAACCCUAUAACCCUAACCCUAUAACCCUUACUCACUCCGUCAUGAUUCAUAACACUCUAACACCCUAACCCUCUAACCCUAACCCUAUAACCCUCUAACCCUAACACUCUAACCCUAACCCUCUAACCCU
Messenger RNA from Sebastes umbrosus (honeycomb rockfish), 1248 nucleotides. Its product is annotated as caskin-2-like. NCBI's taxonomy places the organism in Eukaryota, Metazoa, Chordata, Actinopteri, Perciformes, Sebastidae. Gene Ontology annotation, molecular function: protein binding. The coding region runs from base 612 to 1034 and encodes 140 amino acids. The transcript has 5 exons. The record is from RefSeq and is a predicted model, not a curated record.